Psilocybe cubensis is the source of this 993-nucleotide messenger RNA. RefSeq lists its product as uncharacterized. The record is from RefSeq and is a predicted model, not a curated record. The coding region runs from base 1 to 993 and encodes 330 amino acids. The transcript has 3 exons. NCBI's taxonomy places the organism in Eukaryota, Fungi, Basidiomycota, Agaricomycetes, Agaricales, Agrocybaceae.
AUGCACCAUAAUCUACCACUGGAACUUGUCACUGAAAUCGUGCACUGUAUCCUUACCAUUCCGGAGCCCAAGGAAACAAUCGGACAGAACAUAAAGCCACCAUGGGAUCUCAUUCGUUCUUUUACUUUGUCGUGCCGGGAGUUUCGCCUCAUUGGCCUAGCUUUAUGGUUUCGUCAACUGUAUAUUGUUUCAGCAGAAGACCUGAAAACAAGUGAUUCCUAUUUUCCUGUUCUCAAGACAAGCUGGUGCAGACACAUACACUGCGUCCAGGAAAAAGAUAGAAAAGCGACGCAUUGGGACCUUGCCGGCUUCACACGUCUAUCGUCAUUGAGGAUUGACUGGCUUUGUAUAGGUGUCUCCGAUAUUGGCGACGGAGGUCAACCACUCCUCAAAAAUUUGGAAUCUCAAGUAAAACACCUCGACAUACGCGGGGUACGGCACCCUUCGCCCAUGCUUUUGAUGGCAUUGGUUUCUCCUUUUCGCGAUUUGGUUACCCUUAAACUGGAUUUCUUGAGGAUAUGGUGCGGCCUUUGCCAUACGUGCAUCCUUGUUCGACUUCCAUCACCUUCUCCAGCAAUCAUUUCGUACUCAAAUGGCCUGGGCUUACCCUAUCAUUACUCUCGUGUCUUGUUUCCCCUUCAAUCUCUGAAAGAGGUCUUCAUUCGAUUGCCUGAUUUUGGCCCUGGGCUUCCGAUUACUGGGCUCUCCGACAAAGUCAACGACAAUCUUUGGUCUGGAGAGUGCGACCGGUGCAUGUCUUUGAUGUACGAAGAUGAAUCCUUUCGGACAGUUUGGGUUGCUCGAAAGAAUGGUAUACAACCAGGAGAUCUUGACAAGUGGUCGCCAUAUCUAAUACCACCGCGGCUCGAGAAGGUCGAAUGGAAAUUUUGGAGAGUGGGAAAUGGAAAAGAAAUGCCGUUUUCUUUCGAAGAAGUGGACUCUGACGAAGAAGAAGACGAUGAAUCCGAGGUUGCAGAGGACGAUGAACAAUGA